UCAUCUUGUGUAUUCCAGUAAACCACAGUGAUAAGAUUAGAAUUUAUAGAAGGGAUACGGGUUGAGUUUUAUUUCAUUCAGUUUAUUACAUAUGAUGCCUGCAACGCGCUCUUCAUCAUCUAUCGACUCGUAUGAAAUGGUACAAAAUGGCGAAAAUAAAGCAGACGAAAAAAUACCCUGGCCGUUGUGGCAGAAAGUAACUUUGAUUAGUGGAAUUGCCUUAUUAUCUUUAUUGGUGCUUCUUUUUUUUUCGAUAUGGGUUGUAUUUCCAUUGGUCUUCAUGAACUCUAUAUCUUUGCAGAGAUUCUUCAUGUUCUUUCCUGUUCAAAAUCCAAAGCAGCCAGAAUUUGACAACCCACUAAAAUACGAUAUCAAAGGAGUUAUGAAUUUUUACAUCACUGUCAAAGAUAUAGAGAAAAGUGAAAAUAUUUCGACGUUGGUUAGUAUUGGUGCUUGGGUAAUUCUACCUGAGAGUGAUAUCAAUGAAACUAUUAUCCAAGCACACAAUAUUUCCUCGGCAAAAGAACUCUUACAAAAGACAACUUACCCGGUUCUCCUUUAUAUGCAUGGAGUUGCCUGCAAUCGAAUAUUGCCUACUAGUACUUAUGAAGUAGCUAGGAAAUAUUUCUUCAUCAUUUCACUUGAUCAUCGUGGUUAUGGAGAUUCCGGGGCUGACGUUGUACAAUCCGAGCUUGGAAUAGUCAACGACACCGCUCAGAUUUACAAAUGGAUACUUGACAACACAAAAAAUGAAGUGUACAUUUGGGGGCAUUCAUUAGGAACAGCUCUGAGCACCCAUACCGUCAAAAAAUUGAAGGAAGAGUACAACCAAGUUCCAAUGGGGCUCAUUUUAGAGUCUCCGUUCACUACUAUGAGGGAGGAAGUCGAAAACAAUAGUCUGGGAACCAUAUUCAAAUGGUUGGCCUACUUCGAAAGCACGGUACAAAGACCUUUAGAGAAAAACGGGUUUCUCUUCAGGACCACAACCAAUAUUCUGUCUGUUGAUUGUCCCAUCAUGAUCAUGCACGCCAUGGAUGACAACGUUAUACCAAUCGCCCUUGGAAGGAAGCUUUCAGAAGUAGCACGGAAUGAAAGGACAAUACCCCAGCAAGGAAAUGUGACUUACCACGAAUUUAUCAGACUUGGUUAUGCUCAUACUGGCAUUACUCGAGAUCCCAACAUACCUAAAUAUCUAGUAUCUUUCAUGGAACAGUGCAGGGAUCAAAAUAAAAUGCGCAGGUAACCAAUAACGGAGGAGACCAAAAAUGUGGAAUGUAGUCAAUAAUUGAAAGACGCAGUUUCAAAAUACCUUCGAAAAAUUUGAAAUCGCAAAUGUGAUUCUUAGCAUAAAAUACAUAUUUAUUGAUUUUUUAUUUAUUUCAAUGUAAGGGAAAGAGGGUGUUGAGGAUUCAUCAGUAAGACUACGAUGUCAAAAGAUCUCAAAUAUUCUCAAAUGUGACUUACUUGAUUUUUAGAAUUAGGAACAUUUAAUUUAUUAUUCCUUUCCUUAUUUUAUCUUUCAAUAAACGAUUCCAUUAGUGAUUA
Molecule: messenger RNA, 1545 nt
Organism: Leptinotarsa decemlineata (Colorado potato beetle)
Lineage: Eukaryota; Metazoa; Arthropoda; Insecta; Coleoptera; Chrysomelidae
Biological process (GO): monoacylglycerol catabolic process; phosphatidylserine catabolic process
Cellular component (GO): endoplasmic reticulum membrane
Molecular function (GO): monoacylglycerol lipase activity; phosphatidylcholine lysophospholipase A1 activity
Source: RefSeq, a predicted model, not a curated record